AUGACAUUUGCUCUAAGGUGUCGUGGGAAAAGUAGAAUUGCGUCUUGGGAUGUUCGCAGUCAAUUUUUAGAUCUGUGUUGACAUUGUCCGAAUCGAGAAAUUCUGUAUCAACACCAAGGGGCCUUCGAGAUGGUACUUCAUCAUUUGAUGGUUGGCACUUGGACGCCGCCCGGGGCCAUCUUCAGCUUUGAAUUCGAUGAUGAAGCCCUUAGUUUAAAACUGGUCCACCGCGCCGAGAUCCCUCAAGACGAACCUAUAUCAUGGAUGACAUUCAAUCAUUCAAGAAAAACAAUCUAUGGUGCUUCCAUGAAGAAAUGGUCAAGUCAUGCCGUUAAUAGUCCCACCGACAUCAAACACAAUGCUUCACAUCCUAUUUCAGGCCACCCUCUCGCACCAAAUGCAGACACUAAUACACGCGCCAUCUUUGUCCUGGCCGCCCAGAAACCUCCCUACAAUGUCUAUGGAAACCCAUUCUACAAAUACGCAUCGCACGGAAAUGUAUUUGCUGUAGCAGAAGAUGGAUCAUUAGCCAGGAAUAUCCAAGACUAUGAAUACGAAGAAACUGCUGGUGUCCAUGGCAUGUCCUUUGACCCUACCGAAUCAUAUCUCUACUCAGCCGACAUGGGCGCCAACAAACUAUGGACACACGAGAAGGAUCCGGAAUCCGGCAAGGUGGAGCUAGCCGGCAGUAUAGAAGCGCCAGGGCCAGGAGACCACCCACGCUGGGUCGAAGUACACAAGAGUGGGAAGCAUUUAUAUCUGCUCAUGGAGGCGGGAAACCGCCUGGGAGAGUACAGGAUCGAUCCAGAGACGCAUCUUCCUGAAUUCACCGGCAAAAUAUUCCCUCUCUUCCCUGACGAACUACUCCCAAAUAAGAAAAACUAUCGUGGAGAUGUGGUAUUUUGCUCGCAAAGCGGCAAGUACCUGUUCGCCACCACGCGGUCCAACACAAUCGGUAUCCCAGGAUGGAUCAGUGCGUACCGACUGAAAGAUGACGGAAGUAUCGAAGACCAGAUUGUCCUACAACCCACGACGUCAAGCGGUGGCCAUUCAAAUGCACUGGGCAUGUGCCCUUGGACCGAUGAGUGGAUCGCUGUGACUGAUGAUACCGUUGGAUUCAUCGAGAUGUAUCGUUGGCGAGAGGAAAAGUUUGAGAUUGUGGCAAGAUGCGAGGUCCAUGAACCCGGAUUCGGCAUGAAUGCAAUCUGGUAUGACUAG
This is a messenger RNA of Exophiala mesophila, 1218 nucleotides long. RefSeq lists its product as uncharacterized. The transcript is spliced from 4 exons. Lineage: Eukaryota; Fungi; Ascomycota; Eurotiomycetes; Chaetothyriales; Herpotrichiellaceae. Bases 130 to 1218 code for a protein of 362 amino acids. The record is from RefSeq and is a predicted model, not a curated record. Gene Ontology annotation, molecular function: protein binding; 6-phosphogluconolactonase activity.